Messenger RNA from Acanthoscelides obtectus, 7585 nucleotides. The record is from the annotation of a GenBank genome assembly. Lineage: Eukaryota; Metazoa; Arthropoda; Insecta; Coleoptera; Chrysomelidae.
CGUGACAUGAGUUUUCCCGCCAGUUUCAUUGUUUUGUCUCUGCUAUAUUUUCUGUGCUUUGCUUUUUUUUACGUUAACUUUUUUAAAUGGACAUCAUCCGAAGUUUCAGGAAUUAUCGUCUUAUGAAUUACAUUUGAAGUUUUAAACUGUGGUCAGAGUGUUUAGUUAGUAUAAUACUAGAAGAAUGGCUGAAGUACUAAUUGCAAAUCCAGAUAAUAUAAUGGAAGAGAACAUUGCAAAGAGAUUGAAAUCAGCCGAUCUCGAAGAAAAAUUGAACAACAACAUAGGUGUUCCUGCCAAAACAUCACCAGAACGUUGUGAUAAAUGUAACCAGUACUCUGAUCAAAUUUUGUAUUACAAUGGUCAUCUCAACAACUCCAGUGAAGAGUUUGUAGCUUUAACUCAUGAGAAACUGUCUUUGUUUACGGGUAAAGAGGACGUAAUUGAUGAACUAGAUGAGAUUCCAACACACAAGAUUACACAUUUUAGUAUUUAUGAUGAAAAAGGGCAUUUAGUUCCUUUCGAUGCCGGACUUGUAGAAUGUAAUGUUCCACUGUACUCAGUGGAUUCAUCAAACCAGUGUAUGAAGAGGAUUCUAGUGAUAAUAAUGGAAUUGCAGCUCAUGAUUGUGGUCCUAUUAAUGAGUGGUGGUCAGCCGGCUUUGAUGGUGGUGAAAAGCUACCUAUCGGACUCACAACCGAAUAUGCACAGUAUUACUUGAUGGAACCGUCUGCAGAGUAUCAGCCAAUUUUCAAAAAGAUAAAAGAAAAAAUGAUGCUAGCCAAAAUAAUAGUAGAAUUUUUGUUGGACAAGGCGUGGGAAUCUCCCACCUUGGAAGAUCUGAUUCAGCAUAUUGCAAGCUUUGGCGAUUAUGAAAAUAUUGAAGAUAUUUUGUUGAAAAACGCACAGUUUAUUUGUGAUCAGGUGUACAAUAUUGACGUGGUGUCAGAAGAUACGAGAGAUGAAGACGACAAGCCUUUGAUCACAGUUCCAUGUAUAAGAUCCCUGGUCAAAAUGGCUGGGGUUACUUUCAAAAAGAACAAAAAGAUGCGCGUCAAUGGGAAGAAGGAAAUAAAGUACAAAGCUCCGAAAUGGACGAAGGCUGUGACGACAAAGCUGGUGAGGGACGUAUUCGAGCACUUUUUCACUGGCCAGUUAGACAGACGUGACAUAACCGAUGAGAACAAAGGCCCUAAACGGAGGAGAUGCGGCAUAUGCGAGGCGUGUCAGUCGCCUGACUGCGGGGAGUGCCGUAACUGCAAGGAUAUGCUCAAGUUCGGCGGCUCCGGACGCUCAAAACAGGCCUGUAAAAAUAAAAGAUGCCCGAGCAUGGCCAUACAAGACGCAGAGAUGUCCGACAACGAAGACGAAGAUGAUCUGAAAGUGAAACCCAAGAAAGAUAUAAAGACUCACUGUUCUAAAAAAAUUUUACACAUCGUUACCUUUUCGGAAAAAGCAAACACCGUGUACAAAGGAAGAACGUGUUAUUCAACUGCAGUUGUCGGCGAUUUAACCGUCAGGACCGGCGACUUCGUGAUGCUAAAAUCGGAAAAUCCGAAAGACCCUCCAUGUGUCGCUAAAGUGAUUCAUAUGUUCGACAAUCUGCCGCAGAAAUACAUGUUCCACGGUCUCUUGUUUUGUCGGGGUACUGAUAGCAUUCUAGGUGAAACUGCCGACCCUAGAGAGCUGUUUCUUGUGGACGAUUGUGACGAUUUACCGCUGGGCAGUAUUAUCCAGAAAGCACAGGUCGAGUACAGAAAGCACCCUGAAAACUGGUCAGAAAUUGGUGGCGAGUUGAGCCUUCCAGAGUCUCUCGAAGAUGAUGGGAAGACAUUCUUUUAUACCCAAAGGAUGGACGAAAAUAGAUUCAUAGAUAUUGAUUUUGAAAAAGAGAUCAAGGAUAACGAAUGCACUUCAUGCAGGCGAAAAAACGAACAAAUGUGGUACAAUAAUAUAGUUUUCAAGGACGAUAUUGCCAAAUGGAGGAACGACACAUACAAAGUUGGCACGGGGGUAUUUCUUACACCUGAAACGUACAGUUUUGAAAAAUUUGAAGGUGAACAAGAAAAAGAAGAUACAGAAAAAUAUGUGGACGAGCGUAUCUAUCCAGAAUAUUACAGAAAAACAAGAAAAACGGACACGAUAAAGGGUUCAAACAGUGACACAGCCGAUCCUUUUGUCAUUGGAAUCAUCGAAGAGAUUUUUGCCCAAAAGGAUGAAGUUAAAAUUAAAGUUAGGAUUUUCUGUCGGCCGGAAAAUACCAUUAAAGCAACCCUGGCUCAUUCUAAAGAUUUGAAUUAUCUCUAUUAUACAGACCAAGUGAAAACAGUAGCAUUUAGUAACGUUGAAGGAAAAUGCUAUAUCUCGUUCGAAGAACAUUUAGUAUCUCCUACGGAAUGGUGCCAAGAAGGUCCAUACAGAUAUUAUUUUAACGACUGUUAUAACCUUAAAACCCGCAGUUUUGAAUCUGUACCUGAUAUUGCAAAAAAGAUCGGAAGCAUGGGGAAAGGUAAAAAGGGGCAGCUCAUAAAAGGGAGAGCCAAAACAACGUACGAACCGCCACCAAUAUGGGAGAAUGUAGAAACCUUGAGAUGUAUGGACAUAUUUGCCGGAUGCGGAGGAUUGUCUGAAGGUUUACAUCAGGCUGGGAUCGCUGAUACUAAAUGGGCUAUCGAGAAAGAAAUUCCGGCAGCGAACGCUUUCCGCCUGAAUUACCCGGACUGCAAAGUGUUCACAAGCGACUGCAACGAACUGAUGAGAAAACUGUUGAACGGCGAAGGUCAAGACAUCGGACUCCCUGAAAAAGGAGACGUCGAGAUGUUAGUCGGAGGACCACCGUGCCAAGGAUUCUCUGGAAUGAACAGAUUUAAUGCGGGAGCUUACUCGUUGUUCAAGAACUCGUUAGUCGUCUCGUUUCUUAGUUACUGUGAAUAUUUGAGACCCAAGUACGUGAUCCUUGAAAACGUGCGAAACUUCGUGUCCUUCAAGCGAAGCAUGGUGCUGAAGCUGACCCUGCGCUGUCUGUCAGCGAUCGGGUAUCAAGUGACGUUCGGCAUAGUCCAAGCGGGACAUUACGGCGUUCCGCAGACGAGAAGACGGUUCAUCCUGAUGGCAGCAGCUCCCGGUUAUCAACUUCCUCUGUAUCCUGAGCCGCUUCACGUGUUCAACAAGAGGGGUUGCCAGUUGUCGUUUGCUGUGGAAGGGGUUCGAUAUUUCAACGGCUGCAAAUGGACGGAAACGGCGCCCUACCGCACCAUCAACGUUCGAGACGCAAUGUCCGACUUACCGGCAAUCGCGAACGGUUUCAGUCGUACAGAGACGCCGUACGUGUACAGCGCCGCCUCGCAUUUCCAGCGGACGUUGCGCGAACAAGACGACACGGCGGUGUUGCGCGAUCACAUUUGCAAGGAGAUGUCGCCACUGGUCACCGCGAGGAUCGAGCACAUCCCCACUUUCCCGGGGGCUGACUGGAGGGCGUUGCCGAAUAUCGAGGUGCGGCUGAGGGAUGGCACAUACACGCAAAAGUUGCACUAUCUUUAUCUGACGAAGAAGCAGGAGAAAGGCGAGACGCCUCGUGGCGUAUGCCGAUGCUCUACAGGCAAAUCGUGCUCUUUAAUGGACAAGCAGUCUGCAUCGAGCUGUUCCUUGAUUCCAUGGUGUUUGCCGCACACAGCUGACAGGCAUAACCAGUGGGCCGGAUUGUACGGAAGAUUGGAGUGGGAUGGAUUCUUCGGUACCACGGUGACGAAUCCGGAGCCGAUGGGUAAACAAGGGAGAGUGCUGCAUCCAGAACAAAACAGGGUAGUGAGCGUAAGGGAGUGUGCCAGAUCUCAAGGCUUUCCUGACAAAUUCAAAUUCUUCGGCACCAUCCUAGAUAAACAUCGACAAGUAGGAAAUGCUGUACCCCCACCACUAGGAAAAUCUCUUGGCUUAGAAAUUAGAAAGGCCUUGUAUGAAACGAACCAAAAGAAACAGUCUCCCAUUAUAGAGCAGUAGUAUUAAUUUUUCAACCAAAGCCUUUUAUUGCGCAUACUCUGGACAGUAUAUUUGCAUCUGAUUCGGAUUUUUUGCUCAAUUUUAUUCAAAAUCGCACCUAUUUGUCAGGUCGGAAUUUGCGUUGCAGUUCCAAAAACUGUUUUUUUUUUUCGCUCUGGUUAAACUCCCCUUUUGACAUUUGGAACAAAAAAGGUGAUUACGAAAAUUUCUAAAUGCGAAAUAUGCCAUUUUCUACCCUCGGAGAACAAUAUGAAAUGAAUUAUAGAUUACAAAACUAAAAAACACACUUUAAUAGCAAACAUACGAGGGUGGAUCAAGUAUAAACCGGAAUUCUUUUUUAAUAUCCAGUUAAUCAUUUUUCUAUGUAAUCUCCUCCACGUUCUACACAUAUUUCCCAGAAAAUAGUAAUUAUCAAGAAUAGGACAGUUUGUGUUACUACAAUCAAAUAUGACUAAUUAAUUUGGAUUAAGGUCACUAUGAAAAUUAAUAUAUUCACAAAAAGCUCAGUUAUAGUGAAAAAGCGUGGAGUGCGAGAUAUUUAAUGUUAGAAUUAUUUUUUUAGUUGCUAUUUACAAAACUGGAAUCAUUAUGAAAAUAUAGUUAAUUUUUGAAUGAGAUUAUGCAAAACACAGAAUCAGUAUGUUGUCCAUCAGAGGCGAAAAUAUUGCCCGCGCUAACAGUGGAUCCAAGUUUCAUGCGAUUUGACCUUUUCAAUGUUUUUCGAAUAGAGUUGACUCAAAAAUAGAUGGAUUUUCUGUCACAUACAAGUGCCUUUUUUCAACAUCUCUUUAAUUAACUUUUAUUGACAACAAUACUGACGUAUAUUUUAAACCAAAACAGACUGACAUUGCUGAAUGUUACUUUUUGUAUUUUAAUGUUUUAUAUGUUCUCCAUAAUACAAUGUUGGAUAUUUUGAUAGACGUGAAACAGUAUUUUAGAAUAAAAUUUUAUUCAUUACUUUAUUUCCCUAAAAAUCUUACAAAUCCGUUGCUGGUCUUCAGAGAAAAUAUUGAUACUGAUCUAUUUUAAGUGAAGACAUUUAACUUCUUUGGUGUUUUUUCAAGAAGUCAUAAACAUUUAAUAAAUAGGAUGAAUAGUCAGCGAAUAUUGUCAAAAAAUUGUGUUAUGUUGACUAGAAAUAGAAAUGUAAGCAAGAGAGUUGUGUUCGAAAAAAGUCACCAAAAUACUUACAUACCAUAAUAAAAAAACUCAUGAUACCUCUGCCUUGUGUCCCAUUUUAAUUUCUCCUAAAUAUUUGCACAUUCUAGAAAAAACUUUCAAACAAGGUUUCGAGUGAGAGAAAUGAUGGUGAUCUAGACAAUUAACUUGACUGCAAGCUUCAAUGUUAAGUCAGUAUUUCAAAUACAACAUCCCCUUUUUAAUAGAAAAAAGGACCACAUUUUACUUCCGUACAUUAUUUUGACCAUGACCUUGAACAUUGCUUUUUAAUGGCAUUUGACGGUCAAAUCAAGACAUCUAAAACAAUUUGCUCUAGCAAAACAAGUUCGACAGCACAGUUGUGAAAUUUAUGGGAUCACCCUUGAUCAUGUCCUUCAAGGUCAAGUAAAAUUGUUCAAUAGAAACCACUCGUUUUUAUACAGGAAUUGAAAAAAGCAGAAAAUUUAACAUCCGAAUAUGACCUUGACCUCAAAGUCAGGGUCGUGUCAAGCUUGAAUAUUUUUUUAAGUCAAGGUCAUAUUCGGGCGUAAAAUUUCCUGCUUAUUCUAUUUCCAGUAUAAAAGUGAGAGGUUUCUUGUGAGAGUUUUGCAUUGACCUUGAAUAUGAUCUUAGCCUCAAAGUCAAAUUUCUAUUAUAAAAAUGAGGUUUUCUUUGGAACUUAUGAAUAUCAAGGUCGUGGCCACGGCCACCUUUGGGUGAUCCCCACAAACCUCACAACUGUGCUGUCGAACAUUUCUGUUAGAGCAAAUUCUUUUUGAUGCCUUGAUUUGACCUUGAAAACAAUGUUGGAGGAGAAAGCUAAGACGAUGUUCGGACUUGAAAAUUUCGAUUCCGAUAUGAACACACGAUCUUGGAGGUUUUAUUCAAGGUCACUGUUGAGAUCACCAUUGUUGUUUCCUCUUGAAACCCUAGAACUUUUGUGUGUCAAGCUUAAAAGCUUUUUGUAGUCAAGGUCACAUUCACCAGUAAAAAAAACGAGAGAUUUCCUUUAGAAAUUUUGCGAUGUCGUUGAAAGUCAAGGUCGUGGCUAAGGCUACAUUUGAGUGAUCGCCAUAAACCUCACAACUAUGUUGUUAACCAUUCUUGCUAGAGCAAGUUCUCUUUGAUGCCUUGAUUUGACCUUGAGAACAAUGUUCGAGGUCAAGGCUAAGAUGAUGUUCGGACGUAAACUUCCAUUUUUCGCUUCCGAUAUGAACACUUGCUCUUGAAGGUUGUAGUCAAGGUCACUGUUGAGAUCACCAUCGUUGUUUCCUCUUGAAACCCUAGAAGCUUAAGUGUUUUUUGUAGUCAAGGUCACAUUCACCAGUAAAAAAACGAGAGAUUUCCUUUAGAAAUUUUGCGAUGUCGUUGAAAGUCAAGGUCGUGGCUAAGGCUACAUUUGAGUGAUCGCCACAAACCUCACAACUAUGUUGUUAAACAUUCUUGCUAGAGCAAUUUCUUUUUGAUGCCUUGAUUUGACCUUGAGAACAAUGUUCGAGGUCAAGGCUAAGAUGAUGUUCGGACGUAAACUUCCAUUUUUCGCUUCCGAUAUGAACACUUGAUCUUGAAGGUUGUAGUCAAGGUCACUGUUGAGAUCACCAUCGUUGUUUCCUCUUGAAACCCUAGAAGCUUAAGUGUUUUUUGUAGUCAAGGUCACAUUCACCAGUGAAAAAACGAGAGAUUUCCUUUAGAAAUUUUGCGAUGUCGUUGAAAGUCAAGGUCGUGGCUAAGGCUAUCUUUGAGUGAUCCCUACAAACCUCACAACUAUGUUGUUAAACAUUCUUGCUAGAGCAAUUUCUUUUUGAUGUUUUGAUUUGACCUUGAGAACAAUGUUCGAGGUCAAGGCUAAGAUGAUGUUCGGACGUAAACUUCCAUUUUUCGCUUCCGAUAUGAACACUUGACCUUGAAGGUUGUAGUCAAGGUCACUGUUGAGAUCACCAUCGUUGUUUCCUCUUGAAACCCUAGAAGCUUAAGUGUUUUUUGUAGUCAAGGUCACAUUCACCAGUAAAAAAAACGAGAGAUUUCCUUUAGAAGUUUUGCGAUGUCGUUGAAAGUCAAGGUCGAGGCUAAGGCUACCUUUGAGUGAUCCCUACAAACCUCACAACUAUGGUGUUGAACAUUCUUGCUAGAUAAAAUUGUUUUUGAUGCCUUGCUUUGACCUUGAAAACAAUGAUCGAGGGCGUGGCCAAGGUGAUUUGCGGACGUAAAAUUUUCAUCUCUUCAUUCGUAUAUAAAGACUUGACCUUGAAGCUUGUAGGUCACUGUCAAGUUCACCAUUUUUCCCUUUCGAAAUUUGUUUUCUAGAAUGUGCAAAUUUCGUAUCAUAUUUUCUCAAAAAUCAAAUGUUUUACAUGGAAAUUGCUCCAAGGAUCUUUAUUAGCAUUUUUAAGAAAAAAAAGUGCGACUAAAUGUUAAUAGUUUAAGAGUCACG